Messenger RNA from Oreochromis niloticus (Nile tilapia), 4037 nucleotides. RefSeq names its product rho GDP-dissociation inhibitor 1. Gene Ontology annotation, biological process: Rho protein signal transduction. The transcript is spliced from 6 exons. Gene Ontology annotation, cellular component: cytosol; cytoplasm; membrane. The record is from RefSeq and is a predicted model, not a curated record. Gene Ontology annotation, molecular function: Rho GDP-dissociation inhibitor activity; protein binding. Lineage: Eukaryota; Metazoa; Chordata; Actinopteri; Cichliformes; Cichlidae. The coding region runs from base 1 to 603 and encodes 200 amino acids.
AUGGCGAGUCUGAUUGCUGAAAAGAAUGACUUGCCCAUUGAGGAGGAAGAGGAUGAGCGAAAUCUCAACUACAACCCUCCAGCUCAGAAGUCCCUGCAGGAGAUUCAAGAGCUGGACAAGGAUGAUGAAAGUCUGGUGAAGUACAAGCAGACCCUGCUGGGGCCAGAAGCAAUGAUGGCAGACGCCUCUGGUCCUAAUGUCAAGGUGACCAGAUUGACCCUGCUGUGCGAUGACGCUCCUGAACCAAUUACUAUGGACCUGACAGGAGACCUGAUCGCUCUGAAGGAGAAGAGCUUCUCCUUACAGGAGGGAGUGAAAUACAGACUAAAGAUACACUUCAAGGUGAACAGAGAAAUAGUUUCCGGCCUGAAGUACCGUCAAGUUACCUACAGAAAAGGAGUGAGAAUGAACAAGGCGGUGUACAUGGUAGGAAGUUACGGCCCACGCGCAGAGGAGCAGGAGUUUCUUUGCCCGAUCGAUGAGGCAGCUAAAGGCGUGAUGUCCCGUGGCCAGUAUCAGAUCAAGUCCUGCUUCACUGAUGAUGACAAGAACGUCUACUUAUCCUGGGAGUGGAACCUCAAUAUCAGCAAGGACUGGAAUUAAUCGAUUGGGAGUGUGUGUGUGUGUGUGUGAGAGAGAGAGAGAGAGUGUGAGUGUGUAUGUGUGUGAGAGAGAGGGAUAAUUCUGCUCUCUUUCCUUCUUUCAAAUCUAUUCUUCAUCCCCUCUUGUCUCUGUCAUCCUCCGCCACAUUUCAUGAGAGCUACCUUGCAGUGGCCAAAACAAGAAGUUUUCUAACUCUUCUCUUUUUCCUUUUUCUUCUCUUCCACCUUUUCCCUCCUUUUCUGUUUAGUGCACUACAUGCAGGCCUCCAGAAACCCACGAGUGACUGAGACUUUUAGAAAAGAGAAUGCCCUCUUUCUCUGCUAUUGUUCAGAGUUAACCACAUGCUGAAAUCUCCCUUUCCGCUUGCUUCCAGUUCCUUCCUCAUGGCGCGCGUAGGCAAGUAAUGAAAGGGUGUUUAAUCCGUUCAAGGCACAAAUCCAAUAAAAUAUAAACAUGGCAAAAUCAUUUUUAUAGCUGAAGGGAAACAAACUCCAGAGACUGCUGUUGUGGCCAGUAAGGUGGAUUUAUUAUUUUUUAUUUUAUCAUUAUAGAGUUAACUCGGACAAGAUGUCCUGAGGAGCUUGCAGCACACAUUAGAACAGGUUUUAUAUAGCAACAUCGCAACAGCAGUCGCCUCUAAGUGCUUUAUAGUGUAAGGUAAAGACGCUACAAUAUUAGAAAGAAAAUCCCACCAAUCAAACAACCCCUAUGAGCAAGCACCUGGCCACAGUGGGGAAGAAGAAACUCACUUUUAACAGGAAGAAACCUCCUGCAGAACCAGCAGGAGGGAUUUCAGAUUCACACAUCAGAGCAUUUCAGGUUUAAAAAGCAGAGGUACAGACAAAAGUGAAGAUGAGAGGGGCAGGCUCAUGCCGGUGAUAGAAGACGUUGUUUGGUCCAUUCACAGAGUGAACUCGGCAGCAGGGGCAGCUCACCGAGGCAAUUAAGCACCAGAUUAGCUGAAAAAAUCGCAAAAUCACAAAGUGCACCUGUGGUACACUAUCUUCCUUAAAAUUAGGGUGACUUACAUUUUAAGAUUGCAUUCAUCUCACAUUUCUGCUGCAAAUGGUUGAGAAGCAACUACAGAAAUAUAAACAACUCAGAACCAGUUUAGAGUUUUCAUCUGUUUCUAAGUAAUACAGCGGCUGAUGUCUGGGUGUCACUGGGUGGGAGAGAAUAGGUGUGCUUAUAACAUGUGGGUUAUAACAGUGUCAUAUACCAAUGAGGGACAAGAUCAUUGUCCCCUGUCCAUCCCUGAUUGAAUAGAAUAGAAUAGAAUAGAAUAGAAUAGAAUAGAAUAGAAUAGAAUAAACCUUUAUUAUCCCACGGACGAGAAAUUUUGGUGUUCAGUGUUUAGGAUGAGAGAUUUUUAGGUAGUAACAUUCUUUCUUUCUUUCUUUCUUUCUUUCAAAUUUUAAUUUUUUAAUUUUUUGGGACCAACACAAUUUUUUAGUGCACAUACAAUUAGAGAUAAAAAUAGAGAUUUUAACAGAUAAAUACUAUUUAUAAGUCUAAUGUUAUUUGUAAUUGCUACCAGGGAUAGGUUGGGUUAGAAAAUAGCGUAAUCAUUCCCUUACAUCUUAAAAAUAAAGAACACUGUUGGUUUUUAAUCAUUUAUCUUUAUCUAAUCAUAAAGAAGGCCUGGGAAACUGAAACACAGACUGCCUGUGGUGUACCUGCAAAUGUUUUUUAAAUGCAGCCAACGAAGUUCAAAAGGGACAAUUCCGUUUCAAAUCAUUAUUAAAUUAAUAAUUAAAUACCUUUAAAGGUUAGCUUAUGGCAGGUUAGCCUGCAUAGACUGAAGCAGAAUUAGCACAUGUGACAGACAAAGUGCUCAAUUUUUUUCUCAUUUAGCUGAGAAAUGUUCCCAAUGAUAGCUUAGUAAAAUAUAACAUCAAACACCCACAAAUAUAAAUCUUUAAUUGAUUUUAGUAAAAAAUUUUCUCCUUGUUAUUUCUAAUUGUUUGAAUUAGAUAUUUAAUUCAGUUCAGUUUAUGUAUAAUGGCACCAAAUCACAACAAAAUAUGCCUGAAGAUGCUUUAUAUUGUGAGGUGAAGACCUUACAGUAGAGAGAAAACCCCCCAAUAAUCAGUUGCUCUUUGAACAGCUGGCUGUGGUGGGGAGGAAGAACUCCCUCUUAACAGGAAGAAACCUCCGACAGAACCAGGAAGUUGCAGCCAUCCACCAUGACCAGUUGGGAGUAAGAGAAAAGAAAGUAGGAACAGCACAUAUUUAGCAUCACCCUUAAACAUCUGUAAUUAUCUUGCACAAAUGUAAAUUGGCGCUAUUUGUCGUAAACAAAUGUGGGUACUUUGUAUCAAAGUUUAGGAACUGUAUGUCCAAAAUUCAGUGAUUUUAAAGAUACUGAAACAACAGGUGUCACAACCGUACCUGCUCCCCUCAAACAGCAAACGUGAUUCUGCCUCUGAACUGGCAUCAUGCGCUUAGAAACCCACAGGGCUUUACUUGGAGUGAGAGACUGUGGCAGCAAAAGAGGAUACACUUUAAUUAGGUGCAUUUAGAUCGUUUAGAUUCACUGACACUGUAUGUGCGGUCUUUCUUAGCAUAUCAGUCUUCUGUUUUCUCAUAUGGUUGUUUUUAAUGUUUUCUGUUGUUGAUUAUGAUAACGUUUCACAUAUUCUCUCUUCCCCUCAUAAUGGCGCAUCAUCUCUCCUAAACCCAGAUUACACCCUAACUAAAAAAGCCCGACCUUUUAGUCUUUGUUUUUCAUACAUAUGCUGUGUUUUAACUUUUGCGUUUGCUAUCGAAGCGUCAGUUCUCGCGAGACUUUGUGGCAUGUUUUAUUUGAAGGAGCAGACCAAUGAACAACUGGAACUGAACUGUGUAUAUUGUAGAAAGAGAUGCAUGUAAGUCCUUAAGGAUUUGAUACUCCUAUGAACAAAAUUAAACCUUUCUAAACCUCUCUCUUAUACCAAGGACGUAAGAUGUGAAUAAAAUAAAUUCAGCUUUCGAGCUUGAAUGUGAGAGCAGUACAUCAAGGGAUAAACUGGUAUCCCUUAAAAAAUACGUAAUAUCAUUAUUGUGUCAAGUCUUUGGAUAUGAUAUUUUCAUUGUAGCUGAACAUAUUGAUCUCUGAAGUACCAUUUGAGUGAAUCAUCGUGGUCUAAGACUAACUGUAAAUGUUGGCUUGUUGGGUGUUGCAUGGUUUAGCAAGAUUCUCUCUUUCUUUUUUAAGGAUUUAAUGUGAUUAAAAGAAAAGAAAUAUUAGCGAUGCGAUAUCCAGAUGUCAGUAGUGGUCGUAUACUGCGGAUACAGUAUUCACGGGAACCAUUUGUAAGGCACGGAUAGCAGAAAGGAAAAAAAAAAGUUGUCUGGAUCUGAUGCCCCAGCCUGUAACAAUCAAGUGCUGCAUCUUUAAAUAUUGGUGUCAAAUCUAGUAUCCUGUAUCUUUUAAUAAAGGUUAUUCAAACAAA